Molecule: messenger RNA, 1534 nt
Organism: Lotus japonicus
Lineage: Eukaryota; Viridiplantae; Streptophyta; Magnoliopsida; Fabales; Fabaceae
Product: rho-N domain-containing protein 1, chloroplastic-like
Exons: 2
Coding region: 77-1240 (387 amino acids)
Biological process (GO): DNA-templated transcription termination
Source: RefSeq, a predicted model, not a curated record
UGUCCCUUAUCAAAGAAAACAACACGCGAGUUGCCGGAAAAGUUAAUAUAUAAAAUGCAAAGCGGCGCUGGUAGUGAUGAUGAGUGUUCCGUGUUGCCUAACAAUGUCGCAAACGUUGCAUCUCCUCGUCGCCAAGAACCUUGGUUGUGGAAUGGCAGAAGGCAAGUGUCUCCCAUGUUCGGGUGUUUCUGGAAGAACAGCUGCUGUAUAUUCAUGCCCUUCUCUAGGUCAUCACAGAAUUCAUUCACGUGUCAAAAUUAGAGGACUGAAGCGUGGUUUUGUCGGUGCAUCUGUUGUAUGUGAAGCAACAAGGAGGAACCCUGAUUUCUCAAGGUCAAACAGACAGGGAGGGGUCUCCAGAAAUAGGAACAGGAGCAAUGGUGGGAGAGAUAGCUUUGAGAAUUUUGAAGAUGAUAUGUUAUCUUCAAAAAAUGGACCAUUGGUAUCUCUUUCCUCCUCGCCGAAAUUCCAGGCAACUUCAGCCCCUGGCCCUAGAGAGAAAGAGAUUGUUGAACUAUUUAGGAAAGUUCAGGCUCGGCUGCGUGAGAGGGCUGCUAGCAAAGAAGAAAAGAAAGCUGAAGCAUCCCGAGAUCAUGGUAGAGAGAAAAAUACUGUAGAUUCACUUCUCAAGUUACUGAAGAAACAUUCAGCUGAGCAAGGAAAGAGAGACAAUGGAGGUGGUAGAGGAAAAGAUCUGAGUUCAGACCACUUGCAGGAACAUAACCAACAUGAUGGAGCACAAAUCUCUAAAAUUUCUGAUUUGGAUAAUUCUCCAAAGGUUGAGUCCGAAGAAGCCAACAUCUCCUUCACACCUAGGCCUCGGUCAAGUUUCCAAAGAAGGUCUCCUGUUCCUCGUGUGAAGUACCAGCCUGUCUCUGAUAAAGAAGAAGAUUUUAAUGUAGUGCCAGUAGACAGCGGGAAUAAUGAGAAUAACCAGGAUCAAAUAGAUUUGAAACUUGAUGAUGAACCUGAGCUUGAGUCUGACUCUGAAUCCGAUCUUGAUCCAAAGGAUGAGCUGUUCUUCCCAGAUAUAGGGAUUGCUGAAUUGUCAGAGGAUGAUUCUCAUGGUUCUGAACAAAAUGAUAAUGAUGAGAGUGUGGAGGAGCAGGAAGUGGUUCAACAUGAUGAUUUGAGUGCACUGAAGGUCACUGAAUUGAGGGCACUUGCAAAGUCUCGCGGCGUAAAAGGGUUCUCAAAAAUGAAGAAGGGUGAGCUCUUGGAGUUACUUACUGUGAGCUGAUUCUGAUCGAAUGGUACAUGAGAAGAAAAAAGAACACUAGAACAGACAACAUAAUAAAUACUUGUUUUUUAUUUUGUUUUUUCUGUUUUUAGCUUAACUUUCUAUCUAAUGUUUAUUUUUGUUGUUCUUAAGUAGUUUUACUAUGUUCUUAUGUACUAGAGGUUGAGAGUUUCUUGAUCAUUAGACUAAUCACGAUAUCUUUGCCUUGGAGGAUUUUUCAAUUUGGAGUUGUGUUCUCAUGUUGGAUUUGGAUGCUCUGCAGUUAUAAAAUUAUUGCAAAGGAUUGCCUUAAAA